GUCCGAGUUGUGCUACAGAUUACGGUGCUCAGUGCAGUCUUGACAGAAACCCCAGGAAUACGAAAUAAUUUUACACAAAAUGAAACGUCAAUACAAUGACACGAAAGUGUGUUUAAAGGACAUGCAGGUCAGUUUGACGAUGGAACUGAGCUACCCUUUGGAAUCGGAAUCAAACGUUUUUUAUGAAAGUGGACUAUCGAAAGUUAUGAAACGAACGAAUACUGUCAUUUACUGCCCCUCGAACGAAAAGGACUCAGUAGCCGGCAUUCAAAAGGUGGAAAUCGUUGGAUCGUUGGCCGCCGUCGAAUCUGCUCGACUAUUAAUACGGGAUUACGUACCCAUCGGGUUUGUCACCAGCUGUAGAUCUGAUCGAGUCGAUUCGCUCGGGACACACCUUCUCGUUGCUCAUUUUUCCUCUACGUUUGGUGUUAAGAUGGUUUUUAAACUUGUUGAAGAAGAUUCCAGUUAUCAGGUGAAUAUCCGAGGUCAUCAAUAUCGAUUUGCGCUGUUAAGGGAAGCAGUAUACCAUUUCUGUCACAUCGUUCAAACUCCUUCGGAAUCUGUGGAAAUGGAUUUAGGAUCGUCUUCUCUACAUGUCAGCCUCGUACGCAACUGCACUCAGUUAAUAGAGAAGAAAUCGGGUGCUCGAAUAUGCUGCCCAGCUGAUGGCAAUUCAGUCUUAGUAAGAGGAUCUCUAGAAACAGCAUAUUUUGCCAGUGAAAUCAUAGCGGGUGUUACUCCAUUGCAUUUAAAGUUCCAGGGCCCAUCGUCUGUCGAGAUGAAUGAACGCAUUCGUUCGAUCUCCCGUCAAAUGGAUAUCUCCGUUUCCAUUGACAAAACGGAUUCGGGCAUCGACGAACUUAAUUUCUCUACAUGUGAAUGGAAUACCCGUUACCUUUAUGAACUUUGGCGUCUGCGUCUAGGUUUGCAGUUAAGUUUUUCUAUUUUGCCAACACAGCGCUAUCUGUGGUCGGAUUUAGCAGAAUUGCCCAACAGUUUCUUUAGGAAAGUAAACUCCACAAUUUUCGGGCCUCAACGUGAAGAGCUAGCCCUAGAAGGGCAUAGGACAUCUUGUGAUGAAAUUUUAAACUUAAGACGCAUUUGAGGCAAGUUGCAGUUGCACUGGGCCAAUUGACGAACAAUCUGGUUUUUACGUCAAGUUCGAAUCCCAGUUCACAAACCUAUGCUUCAUGCAUUUUUAAAGAUUUCCAAUCAUGCCUUACAACGUGUUUAGAAACGUCUGUAGAGCUUUAAUCCUUUGUACCCUAUGUUAAAAACAAUAUUCAAUCGAGUUUCGAACGAGAAAAAAAAACUAAUUCUGUUCUUUUAAAAGUUUGUUCAAAAAUAUCACGGAAGGUUUGUUUCUUUAAAUAAAAUGUACUUACCCAGAAAGCUUAAUAAAAUAAAAUGGUGAAAAUAAA
Molecule: messenger RNA, 1421 nt
Organism: Daphnia carinata
Lineage: Eukaryota; Metazoa; Arthropoda; Branchiopoda; Diplostraca; Daphniidae
Exons: 8
Coding region: 80-1105 (341 amino acids)
Source: RefSeq, a predicted model, not a curated record